AUGAGUUCGGCUUUCGACCACAGUGGGAGAGAGGGGAGAGUAGGAAAUGCCUGCAAUUGGCGACGCAAGCAGCUCCGCAAAUUCGCCUCCUGCUCUAGCAAUAACCGUCGCGGACCUUUCAAGCACUGCCGUGGCGCUGUGGAACCGUGUCAUCGAGAUAACGAUCUUGAAAAGGUUCACUAUCUUGCGACGAUCUUUGCCUCCUCGCAAAUCGGCUGUUUCUUCGGCGCGACUGAACGGAGCAGUACUUUCGACUGGGAACCAACUUCAAGGACUCGGAGCCGAACUCGGCAUCAUCCCAGCCGCCGAACCGGGAGCGCUCGCGACGAUGUCGUCGGCGACCUGGCUUCAGCCUCCGGCGCAAGCCACGCCGCUCGAUGCCGCGAGGGGUUUGAAACCGUUUCUGGGUGCGUACAACGAGACUUAUUUCAACGGCGUUAGUAUUGGCGCCAACGGCGAACGGGACGGUCCCCAAGCUUUCGCCUUGUGCGAUCUGCAUGACCUCGACGUGCCGACAUUCUCGACUCCUCAAGCGCGCGUGGCCCGGCUCGGGCAUCGCAUCGACCACUCACGUGAAGUUCUGACUCUGUGGUGGCUACUUCCCUCAAAACAAGGUGCAUCCAUCUCCGCCCAUUUCACGGAAGUGUUUAUCUUGGGAAUGAUCACCGCGAAAGCUGUAACCUACUUCUCGCGCGGCUCGAGAGACCACAAUAGUAAAGUUAGCUAGCGCGCGACGGUGGUUUUUUCGAGGUCGUUCUCCUGCUAGCAGCUGGCUGACGAUAUGGCGAUAUGGUUCUUGUCUCCUUGCUUUGUGGGAUUGUACAGAGUUUGUGUCGCCUUUUCCGUGUUUAUCCUGUGGUGCAAGGCGGGCUUGAAUAUCAAGAUCCUGUGGGACUCGGUGAGACACGCCCGCAAGAUUCACAGUUCAAGACACGGAGCUGACUUUUGUUUGCGCUUCUUCGUGGCCUUCUUCUAGGCAUUCUUCCUCCCUUACAGACACCAUAGGCGAUUUCUUUCAUGGUCCGCCCUCACUUCGAUCAUCAUCAGCCAAAUACCGGUGGCAUUGUCCCAGAUGUAUCUCUGCCAUCGACUUUGGGCGGUGAGUUGGCCCGUACUGAGCUUAUCCCCUCCAUAGCUUCUGGAGGGAGCUUUCAAUGCUCAUGGACUGAGAUCUCUGAUGAUCAGAUAUCCAAGAAAAAUCCUGUUCCUAAAGUCUUUGCCGUGGCAGGAACAUUGUGUUCGACGACUCUGUACAUCAUCUACGCCACCCUCCGGAGUCAGUUCAUUUCUCAAUCGCCAGCCUGGGCAAAUGCACCGGGGUCUGAGCUCUCACCGCCCCACGCUGUCUCAUAUUGGUGCCCAGUCAAGUAUCGAAUACCGGGAGGCAGCCAAGACCGUGCGUUUGCUUGGGUCCCACCUUGGGCGUUCUGCACUUGCGUAAGUGCCCGCCACUGCUGCGAUGGGUCUUCGUACCCAACUCGCCGAGCUCGCGAUAACUGACAAGUCGUGCUGCUUACGCAGUUCACCGACAUCUAACUAUCCCUGGCUUCCACCUUCUACCUACUUCGAACGAGAAAGAAGGUGGUCGGGGAUCAGUGAGUCACUUGAGACAAACUAAACUGUCCUCUGACGAAGCCUGCUGAUGCCGAUCGAGUCCUCGUGCCAGGCUCGACUACAUGUUGCUUCGUUUGGCGUCUCUGUCUAUCACGACGUGUCUUCCACCGGCACUCAUCUCGGCGAUCAUGGCAAUUCUCGAGAUCACGAAAUCGACGGGGGCGGUGCGUACUCUUAGACAGACACUCAGCUUGUGCAAGAGGGGCUAAUCCUCCGUUGGGUAAUUGCCGCAGGUUUGGACGUUCUUUAAGAUCAUCCUCGCAAGCACGUAUGUGCUCUGCAUUAUCCAUUCUCGUCAGUGUUCCCCUCUCUCCACAUUCAAAACUAAGGUUCCUGAUGCACGUCCACUCUGUGAGCAGUCAACUCCCGCCAAGAGAUCGUGGAGACAGCACGAGGCUCUCGCUCGACGAUGAGAAACCCCUUGCCGCUAACCCCCGGACCAAGUCGCCCCCUUGAACUUGCCCUGGCGGGACAAAGGCUCACUGACUCAACCGCAAUGAUGAUCACCCCACGACACACUCUAAAAUCCAAACCACACUCUUUCAGCUUAUCAACUAGGCUUCUCGGCGCACUGACGGCGCCCAAACGUCCUUCGAUGAACCCGGAGGUCGAGUUGGAAGAAAGCGCUUUCUCGGCGGUCCGUUCUGAGAACCAUCACCCUCGGCCGCUCCAGGAUACGCAGCUGACGAAGUCGCAAGAUGGGUCUUAG
This is a messenger RNA of Microbotryum saponariae, 2323 nucleotides long. Lineage: Eukaryota; Fungi; Basidiomycota; Microbotryomycetes; Microbotryales; Microbotryaceae. The record is from the annotation of a GenBank genome assembly.